Nematocida ausubeli is the source of this 1893-nucleotide messenger RNA. RefSeq lists its product as uncharacterized. Gene Ontology annotation, biological process: protein refolding; cellular response to unfolded protein. NCBI's taxonomy places the organism in Eukaryota, Fungi, Microsporidia. The coding region runs from base 1 to 1893 and encodes 630 amino acids. The record is from RefSeq and is a predicted model, not a curated record. The transcript has a single exon. Gene Ontology annotation, cellular component: cytoplasm. Gene Ontology annotation, molecular function: ATP-dependent protein folding chaperone; misfolded protein binding; ATP hydrolysis activity.
AUGGCGAAAGCAAAAGAAUACGCAAUAGGAAUUGAUCUAGGAACAACUAACUCAUGCAUGUCAGUUAUGCAAAACGGAAAACCAGAAAUAAUCAUCAACAAGUCUGGAGGAAGAACCACUCCCUCUAUUGUUGCAUUCACCGAGAAUGAAUUAUUAAUUGGAGAAACCGCUGCAAAUAAUGCAAGAAACGACCCAGUGAACACCAUCUAUGACGCAAAAAGACUUAUUGGUCUGACAUACGACGAUGAAAACGUACAGAAGGACAUUAAGCACUGGCCAUUCAGCGUGGUAAAGGGCCCAGCAAACAAGCCAAUGAUUGAGGUAACCAAGGGAGGACAGCAGGUUAAGUACUACCCAGAGCAGAUCAGCUCUAUGGUGCUUAAGUACCUAAAGGACUGCGCAGAGGAGUACCUUGGUGCACCAGUAAACAAGGCUGUAGUAACCGUCCCAGCAUACUUCAAGAACAACCAGAGAGAGCUUACCAAGGAGGCAGGUACCAUGGCAGGACUUGAGGUGCUCAGAAUCAUCAACGAGCCAACUGCCGCCGCAGUUGCAUACGGUAUGGACCAGGCAUCUGGAGACAGCGAAAAGAAGAUUCUUGUUUUCGACUUUGGAGGUGGUACAUUCGAUGUGUCCAUUCUCGCAGUUGAGAAGGGAUUCUUUGAAGUCAAGGCCACAGGAGGAGACACCCACUUGGGAGGAUCCGACUUAGACCACACUCUUGCCAAGCAGAUUGCAGAGACCUUUGCCAAGGAGAACAACAUGGACGUUUCAGGACUCACUGCAAGAUCUCUUGCCAGAUUAAGAGCCCAGAUUGAAAACGCAAAGAGAACACUUUCUUCCUCUCUGUCUGUCCAGAUCAUUGUAGACUCAUUCCACAAGGGAUUAGACCUGUGCUACACCCUUACAAGAGCAAAGUUCGAGGUACUCUGCAAGGUCUUCUUUGACAAGCUUAUCCCAUGCGUUGAGAAGACUCUUGGAGAUGCCAAGCUUUCAAAGAACAACAUUGACGAAAUCAUUUUGGUUGGAGGAUCCACAAGAAUCCCAAAGGUCCAGAAGAUGCUUUCUGACUUCUUCAACGGAAAGGCACUUAACAAGAGUGUCCACCCAGAUGAAGCUGUAGCACAGGGUGCAGCCAUCCAGGCCGCAGUUCUGAACGGAGAAGCACUUGAGGGCGACAACGACCUUCUUCUUCUUGAUGUCAUUCCACUGUCCAUUGGUAUUGAGACCGCUGGAGGAGUUUUCACUCCAAUUGUUCCAAAGAACACCACAAUCCCAACCACCAAGACACAGACAUUCAGUACCUACUCAGACAACCAGACCGCAGUGUCCAUUGUGAUCUUCGAAGGAGAGAGAGCUAUGGUUGCAGACAACCACAAGCUUGGAGAGUUCCAUCUGAACGGAAUCCCACCCGCACCAAGAGGAGAGCCAAAGAUUGUUGUGAAGUGCAGCAUUGACUCCAACGGUAUUCUUUCAGUAACAGCAAGCGAGUCUUCUUCCGGAAGCGAGCAGGAAAUCACCAUAACCAAGGACAAGACUGUCAGCAGCCCAGAGGAGAUCAAGAGAAUGCAGGAGGAGGCUGUUAAGUUCCAGGAGCAGGAUGAGAAGAACAAGGUUAUUAUUGCAGCAUACACCGAGCUAGACAGCUACCUUUACACAGUCAAAGAGCUUUUCAAGAAGCUUGACGCAUCUGUCCAGACCGAGGCAAACGCUAAGCUUGCAGAGGGAGAAGCAUGGCUCAAGGCAGUGCCAUCUGCACUCAGCAGAACUGCAGAAGAGUAUGCAGAGAAGAAGAAGGCACUUGAGGCAGCCUUUGCCCCAUACAUGUCUAAACUUCAGGGAGGAAAUGCAGGAGCUAACUCUGGCGAGCCAAUCAUUGAAGAGGCAAAAUAA